Messenger RNA from Alternaria incomplexa, 573 nucleotides. RefSeq lists its product as uncharacterized. Bases 1 to 573 code for a protein of 190 amino acids. The transcript is spliced from 2 exons. The record is from RefSeq and is a predicted model, not a curated record. Gene Ontology annotation, biological process: mycotoxin biosynthetic process. NCBI's taxonomy places the organism in Eukaryota, Fungi, Ascomycota, Dothideomycetes, Pleosporales, Pleosporaceae.
AUGCGCAUCCUUGGCAAAGAUCCAGACCGCUAUAUCAGUGUCCCCCAAAGCUUCGGCUACAGCGAAAAGAAGUUCAUCACCCGAUUCGCGCAUCCACAUAACAUUCACUGCCUCGAUCACAUCCGGAAGCGCCUUUACCGUGAUUAUUACGGAUACCCAAACGAUACAAUGGAUUGGAUCCAUACCGAGCACUGUCUCCACGCCUUGGUGGAUCAUUUGACGUGCUACGUCCAGUACGAUGUUCUCAACUACAUGUGGGUCGAAGGAGAGCCAGCGGCGGAACCUGAGCUCACCUACAAUCGUCAAUGUCAAGAUCUGGACGCGCUGCUACGCUGGAGCAAAGAUAACCGUGUCGACAAAGAUUUGCGAGUAUACUAUAUUCAGCCGGCUGCGGGUGAUAAGAUCUUUCCCGCAGACGCAGAGUUCCGCAAUAUCGAAAACGAGUACGACCAGAACAACCCCGACCGACCGUCAAUGGAGGAUCGACGAAAGACUUACCAGAAAGCCUACCAAGAUGCGAUAAGCUAUUGGGAAACAACAGGAGAAGUGCCGAUCGAGGAACGACCUUGGUAG